CUAUUGCCCAUUCCCAAAUUUCAUCACCAUUGAAGUUGAAGACCUAAAACCCACCAGCAAAUAAUAGCCAAACCUCACCGCACAACAAAGCUUCUUUAAUCUUUACAGAAAAAAGCCAUGUCCACCACCAAGUCCAACACCAACCUCCACAUCGUUGCUUAUCCUUACCCAACCGCAGGCCACAUCAUCCCCCUCCUAGACCUCACCCACCUGUUACUCACCCGCGGCCUAAACGUCACCGUUCUGGUCACCCCCAACAACGUCCAUUUACUUGAACCAUACCUCUCCACCCACCCAUCUUCUCUCAAACACUUGGUUCUCCCGGCCCCAGAUAUCACUCCACCUCCACAUAAGAGACUCAUCGCUAACGUGCGCGCCUUGCGUGACCUUCACUAUCCAAUCAUACUCCAAUGGUUCCAGUCUCAACCUUCACCGCCUGUGGCUAUCAUAUCUGAUUUUUUCCUCGGCUGGACCCACUACCUUGCCUGUGAGCUUAAAGUGCCACGUCUCUGCUUCUCACCCUCCGGAGCUUUUGGGAUGUCUGUAGCUUUUUCUAUGAGCCGUGACCCACCCAAAAACAAUGAUCCCGGUGAGGAUAUCAAUUUCCUAAUUUCAUUACCUGAGGUCCCGAAUUCCCCGACGUACCCUUGGUGGCAGAUCCCUCUACAUUAUAGAAACGAUCUCGAAGCUGACCCAGAUUGGGAAUUUCACAGAAACAGCAUGCUGGCCAAUUUCGAGAGUUGGGGAAUUGUGUUUAACUCGUUCGCCAGUUUGGAGAGUGUGUACUUUGAUCAUUUGAAGAGAGAGGUUGGGCACAAUCGAGUGUGGGCGGUAGGACCUGUAUUGCCAUUUGAAGGUGAUUUGAUUGGAUCGGCUACUAGAGGUGGGGCCAGCUCUGUGCCAUGUCACGAGCUUAUGACGUGGCUGGAUGCUCGUGUUGAUAACUCUGUUGUUUAUGUGUGCUUUGGAAGUCGUACUGUGUUAACAAGUAAACAAUUAAAUGUUCUUACAACAGCGUUGGAGUGUAGUGGGAUUUAUUUUAUUUUGUGUGCGAGGGUGCCUGAUGAUCAAGGUUCGACUCUCGAUGGGCUCAGAGAUCGCGUUGGCAAUAGGGGAUUAGUGAUCAAGGGGUGGGCCCCACAGGUGGCUAUACUAAGGCAUCGAGCUGUAGGUUCAUUCUUGACUCAUUGUGGGUGGAACUCAGUGUUGGAAGGACUUAUCUCAGGAGUUGUGAUGUUGACAUGGCCAAUGGGUGCAGACCAGUUUACGAAUGCCAUGUUGUUGGUCGACCAAUUAGGCGUGGCAAUUAGAGCUGGCGAGGGCACUGAAAAUAUUCCUGACUCUAAUGAGUUGGCUCGAUUAUUGGUAGUCUCACUCGACAAAAUUAAACCCCAGAAUGUUCGAGCCAAAGAGUUGAGUGAUGCGGCCUUGAGCGCGGUCAAGGGAGGAAGCUCCGACAAAGAUUUGGAUGUACUGAUCAAACAAUUAGCUGACAUCAAAAAUUAGAGUGAAUAUAAAUUAUGUAAUCAUAGUAGCAUUUUUUUAUGGUUUUACUCAUUGACACAUAUCUAUACAAGAUUUUUGCCUUUGGGUUGCAUUAAUGAUUAAGAU
This is a messenger RNA of Quercus lobata, 1611 nucleotides long. Its product is annotated as flavonol 3-O-glucosyltransferase UGT89B1-like. The coding region runs from base 118 to 1506 and encodes 462 amino acids. The record is from RefSeq and is a predicted model, not a curated record. The transcript has a single exon. Lineage: Eukaryota; Viridiplantae; Streptophyta; Magnoliopsida; Fagales; Fagaceae. Gene Ontology annotation, molecular function: UDP-glucosyltransferase activity.